AAAUAUCCUUCAAACACUUUAUUAGUUUGUGAUGAUUUCGCUGGUAAAGGUUUAGUUUCAAAACCAGAUUCACCAUUAGCUAAUUUAAUUACUAAAGUCAGACAUUAUCACAUGACUGUUGCAAUACUUAUGCAGACGUGGAGGUUUUUAGCUUUAAACAUUAAACGUCUCAUUACUGAUUUCGUUAUAUUUCAAGGUUUCUCAAAAUACGAUAUAGAAUUAAUUUGGAAGCAAUCAGGUAUAACAUUACCUUUUGAUGAAAUCUGGGAUGCUUAUAAAUCACUCAUUUCACCACGUUCAUAUUUAGAAAUUCAUAUAAUGACUAAUACAAUUAAUGUUAAAAAUAUACCUUGGGAAAGACCAACAUUAUUUUAA
Molecule: messenger RNA, 375 nt
Organism: Trichomonas vaginalis G3
Lineage: Eukaryota; Parabasalia; Trichomonadida; Trichomonadidae
Product: protein of unknown function, DUF4106 family
Exons: 1
Source: RefSeq, a predicted model, not a curated record